Messenger RNA from Punctularia strigosozonata HHB-11173 SS5, 1006 nucleotides. RefSeq lists its product as uncharacterized. The coding region runs from base 196 to 432 and encodes 78 amino acids. The transcript has 4 exons. Lineage: Eukaryota; Fungi; Basidiomycota; Agaricomycetes; Corticiales; Punctulariaceae. The record is from RefSeq and is a predicted model, not a curated record.
AGAUCUGUGACUCUCUGCUUGUGCCGCUCGAGAACCUAACCGUGUGAACGCACCUUAGCCUUAUCAGGCUUUGCUCGCGUCACAUCUGGCCUUCGGUCUCCGUACGCCACCUUCGCCUGCUUUUCGUCACACCCAUUGGUCUGUGGUUUCGUUCAUGCUGCUGACAUCUACGUCUCUGCGCCCUCCAAACCGUCAAUGGAAGAAGAUGCUUCGUCGUCGAGGACUCUGUGGCUCCACAUCAGCAGGGCCCCGCCUCCCUCAGUUGAGUGGCCCGGUAGCGAGCACCAAGACGAAGAUGCGGAGAGCUCCCACUUAGCGCGCUACUCCUCCCUCUCCUCUGUUCCUGUAGCGAAGGUGAUCACUCCUAAGCCGCACGCGGAUGUUGCAUGCGGGUUUCGUAGAGGUUAUGCCCUAUCUGAAGCUCUUGACUGAGACGACGAAGCGUACAAGAAACUGCGUAACACCGUUCCUAGUCUCGUACAUCGACCUUUAGACGAGGAAAAGCGUGUCGCACAGCAAGACGGACGCUGCAUAUGGAGGGUAUUCGAGAAGACUACCGAGGCCUUUCCAUCGCUGGACCACUACAAGGCGGCAUGGCCUGUGACGGACAUGAUCAAGAGCACGAACGCUAUGCAUCGGAGGGCACGACGCGCAUCGACUAACAUGUCAUCAGGCGGCCAUAGGCGUAGUGGGGAGACUCGGACGCGUUGAUCUGGCAUACGCCACAACGUUGAAUGCAUCCCAAAGUCACGAUAGGCGAUGCUCGAGCAGCUACGGGGCCCAAGCUGGCGUUGAACUCUUGUUAUUGUUGUUAUAAUGUACUCGACGUGCACUGCGUUGUAUGAGCUCAUUCACAUAUGCACGUAUAUUCGAGUAUGGCCUUGAACUUGCGGUCGGAUUCGCGCUCUUCCAUCGGCUGGCAGGUGGACAACAUCACGGUCGAGUCGUAUUGCGUCUGGCGCGCGAUGAGGGCGAUGGGCGUGCCCCGGCGAGCGACCUCGUCUUC